UGGUGGGAAAUCUCUAGGUCUUGACUAUCUCCUCUGGUAACAUCGUGAUGGCUUAUAAAGAGAGAACCCCCCGGACCGAGACUUGGCAUGUCUUGGAAGGUAUAUGCAAUGACCUGGACCGAUCCUCGGCAGAAGGCGGAGAAGUGCGACAUGAGAACAGAGCGACUACAUAAGGAGGAUGAUAGCAAAAUGCUCGGAUCCUUCUGCUUGCUUACCGCCAGCACGGCUCUUAUCGACUUCCAUCGUUCAAGAUCGUGCCAAGCCGCUGCUAUCGAGUUGAUUCCAAUCUUUAUCCAUGAAAAAGCAGGAUGCCGGGCUCAGCGGUCUCCCACAUGAGCUGAUUGACGCCAUCGUGGAUGAAAAUCAAGACGACAGGGCUACCUUGCGUGCCUGUUCUCUCGUUAACCAUUCAUGGACAUAUUCUUCGCAACGUCAUAUCUUCUCUCGGGUCAGCUUCAAUAAUAAACGAACAAACUACUUCAUCCAGAGACGAAGUCAGCGCACUAUUGAACAAUUCUACGCGCUCAUAUGCGCACAGCCUCGUAUCGCCACAUUUGUUCAAGCUGUCGAGAUUUCGCCGCUGCUCGACGUGCAACUUCUCGCGCGCAUUCUCGAAAAACUGACCAGACUCGAAAGUAUAUCAGUCGAUCUUUGUGAGUAUCGCUGGGAUGAGCUUUCACUAUACCUGCGGGAUACCCUCGCCGCCACCCUUCGCUCCCCACGAAUAACUAAUCUCGAGCUCCGUGAAGGACAGUUCCUUCACUGUACGGAUUUCUUGGCCCUUUUGGGAGGUAGCGGACAUCUCAAACAGCUGACCUUGUCCGGUGUGUCGUGUGGUAGCUUCUCUGACUCUCAAAUAAGAGCCAAGAAUACGAGCGGACUGAAACUGAAAUCACUCGCGAUCAGUUUGUACGAACAUUCGCACUUUCCGCUGCUGAGAUUGCUGCAGUCCUCAGUCAACCUGAGCAGUCUCCACCGACUAGCAGUGCUCACGGCUGGAACGGGACAUCCUGGGGAGCGCGUGGGCAUCACCAAGGAGUUUUUAAGGCGAUUGAAUGGAAGUCUAUUGAAGCAACUGGUUCUGAAUGUCUGCCUCGGAGAACCUCUGUCAAACCUAAUUGAUGUAUCUCAGCUUCGUUCGAUACGCAUUAAGCUGUGGUGGAUGCGUUUGGACCAGCAUACGAGGCCAAGCGAAUGGCUACGAUGGAUGUCUGCGAUAUUUCGGGAGCUCGUGCAGUGGCAUACAGUGGAGGAGGUCACGUUCGAGAUCUUUUAUGCAAGUGAUUUCACGAUGUACAUCGAUGAAUGGGUUGCGCUGGACGCAGUGCUGGGGAGAUUACAAUCAUUGAGGAAGGUACAUCUCAGGUUGGAUAAAUAUGACGGCGCAAGGGCGCGGUGGAGGCAUGCGAGGGAGUAUCCGGGCUCCCUUGAAGACGACGCGAAGGGAGUUUUACCAACGUUGGCGCAAAAAAAGAUUCUUUUUGUUGAGGUUGCUGCUAAUUUCCCCUGCUAAUAACAUUGGAUACCUACAUGAAGUUCUGCUUUCUCCUCGUCCAUGCUUCUCCAACAAAGCCUGCAAAUGAUUUGGGCAGACCGUGUCGACUACCUAUUUGUUGUGUUAAUUCUCCGCAUCCUAAUCCUCAUCAGAGGUCGGCCGGCAAUCCCGGACCCUAGUAGGCAAUGCCACAUUUCUUGAACUCGUUUUGAA
Desarmillaria tabescens is the source of this 1708-nucleotide messenger RNA. RefSeq lists its product as uncharacterized. The record is from RefSeq and is a predicted model, not a curated record. The coding region runs from base 296 to 1513 and encodes 405 amino acids. The transcript has 4 exons. Lineage: Eukaryota; Fungi; Basidiomycota; Agaricomycetes; Agaricales; Physalacriaceae.